UGGAGGGAAGAGCAGCGGCCCGAAGCUAGCGGAGGCUGCUAGAGGAGCGGGGAGGAGAUCCCCAAGGUGGCCGCCGCUGUCCCCUUGCGGCGGGCGGCCCCCGCAGGGAUGGGAGGCAGAGAGGCGGCGGUGAUAGGAGGCUGCUCCCCGAGUUGGCUCUAAGAAGGCGCUCGCCCGUCCUCCAGUAGCCUGGGAUGGCAGCCCGAAAGAACCACCACUCGGCCCGGGAGAAGUACCAGCUUCCUCCUGCAGCAGGGAACCAUAAAAUUCAACCUUGGACAGCAGUUACAAACCAAGCUUUAGAUGUUGCAUGGAGAACAGUAAAGGGACCAGUGAUGUUGGGCAUAUCAUUUCUCGCUGCCACCCUCUGCUACUUCAGAAGUCUAUUUUUAUAUUUAGGACACCGGUUGAAAUGGUGGAGUGGAUACCUGCAGAGAAAAUUCAAAAAAAACCUCAGUGUGGAGGCAGAAGUUGAUCUCCUUGGUUAUUGUGCAAGAGAAUGGAAAGGAGAAACAAGCCGAGCCAAGCUGAUGAGGAAGGCUUAUGAGGAACUCUUUUGGCGUCAUCAUAUUAAAUGUAUUCGGCAAGUCAAAGGAGAUAAUUAUGAUGCAUUAAGAUCAGUCCUAUUUCAGAUACUCAGCCAGGGCCUCUCUCUUCCAUCCUGGAUGAAAGAAAAAGACAUUGUAAAGCUUCCUGAAAAGCUACUCUUUUCGCAAGGUUGUAAUUGGAUUCAACAAUACAGCUUUGGCCCUGAGAAAUAUACAGGCCCAAAUGUGUUUGGGAAAUUACGUAAAUGUGUUGAAUUAUUAAAGAGUCAGUGGACAGAGUUUAAUGGUAUUAAGGACCAGCACAAGAGAGGGAACAUGUGUAACAGCCUUUUUUCUGAUGAGAGCCUAGAAUACAAGCUAUAUGAAGCUUUAAAAUUCAUCAUGUUAUAUCAAGUGAUUGAAGUAUAUGAACAAGUGAAGAGUGAAAAGGCCAUUCCCAGUCUCUAUCGCCUCCUGUUUUCCAGGGAAACAUCCUCAGAUCCUUUAAGUUUCAUGAUGAAUCACCUGAAUUUUAUAGGUGAUACAUGUGGAUUACAACAGAUUGACAUGUUGAUUCUUGGACACUCUCUUGAAGUCAGAAUAAAAGUGUUUAGACUGUCUAAGUUUAAUACCAGAGACUUUCAAGUCUACUAUCCAGAAGAACGCCACAGAGAAUGGCCUGAGAUCUGCCUUCUGACUGAAAAUGACCGCCACUACCAUAUUCCUGUCUUCCAAGUAUGAGAUAGAAUUGGUACUAUUGUCUACAAUAGCAAUGAACAUGCUUAAAAUAAAGUGUUGCAUGAAAACCAAAGCUUAUGUCUGGCCACUAAAGGAACUGAAUGCUUUUCUUUCCCCUUCUGGUGUUAUAGGUUGUGAUGGAUAAUACCUUUGUUAUUAUUUUGGGUGUAUGGUUUCUUCAAAAGGACACUGAGAACUAGGAUUUAUUGGAAUUUUUUGACCUAGUUCAUAAGGGAUCUGGCUGUUCAAAAUGCCUUUGAAUGGCACAGAAUGUUGAUCAAAAAAAUGAGUCUACAGUUAAUGUAGAAAAACUGACUUUUUACAAGUAUACAAGCUAAAAAUAUUGGGACAUUGUUAAGCAUAACCUCAGUAAAAGAAAAAUAUUACUUGGGAAUCUUUCCAUUGCUUAUUAUUGAUUUGACCUUAGCAUUAUCAUCUCCAUCCAUCAGGAAUCUCCAUGGUACUUUGGUUUUCUACAAUCAUUUUCUUGACUUUUUAGAAAAAAAAGAGCAUGCAAGUGGGGAAACUACUUUUAUGCUAUGUUGUAUGAAUCUUUUUUAUAUUAUUUUCAACUUUUGUGGCUGGAUCUAAUUGAUUUAACAUUAUGUGUGCAAAAAUGAAUGUUUCUAUUAAAUAUUCCAUAGUUUGAAGCAAACAUGAUACAGAUACUGUACUGUUUCUGAAAUGUCAAGCUGUUAUACAUCAUAUGAAUUUUAAUGGGGAAUUACAUGCUUUUUGAAGUUUC
This is a messenger RNA of Antechinus flavipes (yellow-footed antechinus), 2010 nucleotides long. RefSeq names its product OTU deubiquitinase with linear linkage specificity like (gene OTULINL). The transcript has 8 exons. The record is from RefSeq and is a predicted model, not a curated record. Lineage: Eukaryota; Metazoa; Chordata; Mammalia; Dasyuromorphia; Dasyuridae. Gene Ontology annotation, cellular component: cytoplasm. Gene Ontology annotation, molecular function: cysteine-type deubiquitinase activity. The coding region runs from base 195 to 1268 and encodes 357 amino acids. Gene Ontology annotation, biological process: protein linear deubiquitination.